CACCACCCGUCCACCCAGUCAAAGGUUAUCAGCUCCGGCUAUCCACACCAUUACUUUUCUUCCCUGCUCCUCAUAUUCUUUGCAUACAAAUACACAACAUUCAUAAACCAAAACGACGACGCCUUAAUUUCUUGCAGCAAAGCACACAUUCAAGCUGUUUAAACACCGAUUCUUGCUCUCGCCAUAGUCACCUUCGAAUGAAUGGCUAGGGGAUUACUUCUUCUCCCACAUUACACAGCAAAAUCACACUUAAUUCGAACUGGGUUAUCGUCAUCUUCAACCAAUUUCACUAAAAUUCCUAUCUUUCCCACUUCAAGAAAUCCGACCUCUGUUCGAGUAUUGUGCAGUUGUUCUUCUAAUGGCGGAUAUGAAUUCAUUGGACUCUCAAAAUACAAAGAUACUUUCUCCAAGCGUAUGGCCAUGGCUGGUCUCAAACCCCAUCAUCGUAUUGCUGUGGGUGUCUCCGGUGGUCCUGAUAGUAUGGCAUUGUGUUUAUUAGUUGCUGACUGGAAAUCUUGCGGGUUAAAUGUUGCUUCCAAUGGAAACAAUGAUAUGGUCGAUGGGUUAUUGGCAAUAAUAGUUGAUCACGGUUUACGUUCAGAAAGUAAAGAUGAGGCAGAGAUGGUUCAACGUCGAGUCUUGGAUAUCGGAAUCAGAUGUGAGAUUGCCCAUUGUAAAUGGUCAGAAGGUAGACCAAAAUUGGGUCAUUUGCAAGAAGCAGCUCGAGAUAUGAGGUAUGAGAAGUUACAACAUAUUUGCAGUCGGCAUCAGAUAGGGGUGUUACUAAUUGCACAUCAUGCGGAUGAUCAGGCAGAGCUAUUCAUCCUUAGACUAUCUCGCAAUAGUGGUGUGCUUGGACUUGCUGGUAUGGCAUUAGCCACCCAAUUAUUUGCUACAAAUCCUAGUCUUGAUGAUGGAAGUUCGAGUAGCAUUUUAGUUGUUCGGCCACUUCUGGAUUUUUCAAAACAAGAUUUGUAUAAGAUAUGUGAAGGGGGCAAACAGAAUUGGGUGGAAGAUCCCACGAAUCAAAAUACAAUAUUUGCACGUAAUCGGAUCAGAAUGUCGUUGGGAAACUUGUCAUCAUCUAUAUUCAAGUCUGAAUUGCAAGCAAUUAUAUCAGCAUGCCGAAGAACUCGUUUCUAUGUUGACCAAAUUUGCCAUACUUUGAUAAAUCAAUCGGUGACUGUUAUGCCUCAAGGAUACGUGAUUAUUGAUUUAGGAAUUCUAAAUCCAUUGAAAGUCCCGGAUAUUUGCUUGUCCAAGUUCGUGACGCUCCUAUUGCAGUUUAUAUCACAAAGGCAAAGACCGGUUCGUGGGAGUGCACAAAAAUUGCUAUUGGAUUACUUUCGAACAUUCCCGUGCAAGUCUUCUUUUACUGCAGCUGGUUGUUACCUCUGUGCAGCACCUGGUUCCAAAGGCACAAAGCUUCUUAUUUGUUGUUCGGUCAAUUCCGCUUUACCUAUGAAGACAGAAUCAUUCUAUAUCGGUUCUUCUAACAAACAGAAAGUCAACAUAAUAACCGAGCUAGAGCAGAUUAUAGAAGACGGAAGAUCAUAUUCAAAUAAAAUGGUACCAAAAGCCUCCGAUGUGCCUUUCUUGAAUGCAAUUUCUUCCGAGUCUAUUUUAACUGAAGCUAAACGUCUCAAGAUUCUUGGCGAACCAACCCUUAUAAGCAUUCAAUCGUUGCACAAGAUUGAACUUGAAAAAUUCAAAUUCAAAACCGAAACUUUAACCGAAAAUGUGUCACAGAAGGUGGUAGAAUCAGUUGAUGCCAAAGAACUUGGUCAGGGGCAAAUUGGACAUUUCAUGGAUAGGUUCGUGGUUUCGUGGAAGUUCAUCGGUGAAAAUGGUGGUUGCUAUUGUGGGUUUGGUCAAUAUUCGGUUGUGGAGGUGCGCCACAUGGUUGAUGCUGAUUGGCUGGAUCUUUCUAGAUUAAGUAAGAGUGACAAUUUGGAAGAUUGUCAACUUGAAGAAGUUCUUAAAUGCUCGGAUUAUGCUAAAAUAUCGGCACGAAAAGCCCUCCGGUUAUUGAAGUCUAUUCCCGUUGCUGCAAGAAGAAGCCUGCCGGUAUUAGUUGACCCCCGAUGGCAGGUUUUGAGCAUCCCGAGCGUUUGCUUCAGCGUUUGCCGGUGUUUGAAGGCAUCUGUUGAAUUCAGCCCAAGAGUACCUCUUGGUGGUGGUUACAGUUCAUUUUUAUGAGCCUCUUGCUAAUGGCUUCAACACAGACCAUUUGGCAAAAUCUUGGUUCUUGAUGGAGGAGACCAACAAAACUAGAACGGAAGCUUAAUGUGGUGGUGCAGAUUACCUUUUUUGCAGUUGAUUCUAACAUUAUUAGAUUACUUUUCAAAAGAGCCUUUUAUACUGAGAAAUAAGGUUUUUAUGUAUAGUGAAGUUUGAUGGUCUGUAUCUAGCUGAUGUGGGAUUUACCAAAUAAUUUGGUCAGUUUCUUGGAUUUGUAAAUUUUGAUGGAAUUCUUGGUCUCCCUUAGAGUCACAAGA
Messenger RNA from Cynara cardunculus var. scolymus (artichoke), 2498 nucleotides. RefSeq names its product tRNA(Ile)-lysidine synthase. The transcript is spliced from 12 exons. The coding region runs from base 202 to 2199 and encodes 665 amino acids. The record is from RefSeq and is a predicted model, not a curated record. Gene Ontology annotation, molecular function: ligase activity, forming carbon-nitrogen bonds; ATP binding. Lineage: Eukaryota; Viridiplantae; Streptophyta; Magnoliopsida; Asterales; Asteraceae. Gene Ontology annotation, biological process: tRNA processing.